AUGUUGAUCGAAUCAAUAAUUGAAUCAGCGUAUGAUACAAAUGUACCUAAAAUUUUAUUUAUUGGAGUGGCUCAAAUCUUCAACUUUUUAAAUGAGGAAAAUUAUAAACUAAAUUUGAGGUUUAAAUCAGAUAUUAAAGCUAUUACAUUAUCCAAAACUAUCAAAAUACCAAACACCUAUUUCAUUGCUUUAUUUUUAUUUUUGAAAUUCGAUUCAAAAAUUUUAAACCUAUCAGCAUUAAAUAUCAUACUAUACUUUCUUAACAAUGGAUCUCAAUUUGACGAAGCUUUCAAAUUUGAGAAAUUUAAACAUAUAUUUCCUCGAAUAAUUGAUUUACUUGGUUAUUCAAAUGAUUUACCUUAUAUAUUAGAUUCAACAAGUAUUUUAACUGAUAUAUGUGGCAAUCAUCAAUUAUUAAAUGAAGAAAUUUAUAAAUGUAAUAUAGAUGCAAGAUUAAUAAAGAUUUUAAAUUCAAAAUAUAAAAGUAAUAAACUACUCAAGGACUUGAAACAUUUAAAAAGAGAAAGUAAUCGAGGUAAAUUAUUGAUUAAUUUUUUGGAUUUGGGCCAUUUUGAUGAGUUAAAUGGGAUAUCAAAUUUAUUACUUUUAUUAUCUGUAUUUACGAAUACUUUGGAACAAUAUAGGAAUAGAAUUAUAAAAAACGAUUUUGAAACGAAUUUAUCACAAUUAAUAUUUGAAAUUAUUGAUACUUAUUAUUUUUUACUUGAACAAUUGAAAAUAAGUUUUAAAUUAUUAAAUCUAAACAAAGUAAAAAAGGAAGAUUUUAAUUGGCUCAAUUCAAAUGUGUCUAUAUUAAUCUCAAUUUUAAAUUCAAAAUUAUUCACCAAUUGUUUUUAUUUCAUUAGAUCAAUUUCAAGAUCAGUAGGUACUUUAAGAACAUUUUUUGUUGAAUGUAAUUCAUUAAUUAAUUUUAAAAAUUAUCAAGAAUCUGAAAAUCCAUCAAAUCAAUCACAAGUUUCAGAAGUUGCAUAUUCUAGUUUUAUUACAAGGAAUGAAAAUCAAUCAAUAUCAACUAAUAAUACAACAUCAGCAUCAACAGGUGGAUUCAUUAUUGAUUUUCUUGAAAUUGUUGCAAAUUUCGAAAAUUUAGAUAACUACCUCAAAUUUUUUAUUCAACAAGAGCAACACCUAAUUAAAACUUUGAAAAUACAAAAGACAAAUCAAACUAUUGUAAUUGGAUUAUUGGCCAAUUUUAUACUCGAUUUUAGUUCAUUUAGGUAUAAGAUUUUGGGAUAUGAAAAUUUUUUGAACAAUUUAUCAAAUAUUUAUGAAAUGAAUACUACUGAUGAUAUUGAAUUAUCAGAAGAAGACAAGUUUCAAAAAAAUACAAUUCAAUUAAAAAUUUUACAAUUUAUUAAAAAUUUAUUAUAUAAUGAAGCUACUGAUUAUAAAUUAGAUAUAAUUGAAUGUAAUUUUUCAAUGUUAUAUAUUUUAAGAAAAGCAAGUAUUGGCUUAAUUAAAAUUGAUUUAAAUAAUAGUUCUGAAAUUAGUCAAUUAUUAAUUCAACAGAAAAUUGUAUCAUUCGAAAUUUUGAAAAAUUUCACAGCUGGUUCACCAAAUCAUAAUCAAUUAAUUAUAAAAGAAUAUGAAGAUCCAUUUUAUUCAAUUUUUCAAAAUGAAUUACCUAAUAAUUGGUCAUCAUUCCUUGUUGAAAAUAUAAUGAACGUUAAACUAUUUUUAUCGGAUCCAGAUUCAGAUUCAGAUUUUUUCAAAGAUGAAACAUUGAGUCAAUUACUUUACAAUACAGAUUAUGUUAAGUUAGUAACGUCAAUUAAUUAUAUUGAAGAUCAUAAAUUUACACAAAUUGACACAAUUAAAAAACUGAUAUUUCCAACUGAUGAAUUAUUGACUAUUUGGAAAAGAUUAUUAAGUUUUGAAUUAAAAGUUGAUAAAAUACAAUCAAACCACCUAAAUCAGAUUAAAAUUUCAAUUGUUUGGAUAAUUAUAAAUCUUACAUGGAAUGUAAAUUAUCAAACUGAAUCAGAUGCUCAUGAUUAUUCACAUUAUGAAGUUUAUCAAACUGUGAAUUCAAAACAACUAAACGAUAACAUCAAUUUGUUUGAAGGCUUUGAUGAUGAUAUUAAUUUCAAUUAUGAUUUAGAUUUAAAUAAACAAGAACUAAAUGUAUUUGAUAGGAUUAAAAUUCUUGAUCUGUUUGGAUUUACCAAGAUUAUUAAAAAAUUGAUAAAUAAAUAUAAGUCAGAUUAUGUGGUUGUUAAAUUUAAUAAAUUUGAAAUUCAAAAUAAUCAUGCAUUAUAUGAAAAAUUACAAGUUGCGAUGAAACAGAUAAUAAAUGGAAUGAAAGAACCAAACAGGAAAGAAAAAAAAGAAACUGCUAAAGAAAAAGAUAAAGAAUCAUCUUCUCAAACUGUUGAUGAUUCACCAACUCCUAGGAAUAGUGAUGAUGAUGAUGAGCUCAGAUAUCAACGUUCAAAUAGAAGAGAUGCUAUUGAUUCAGAAGAUAAUGAUGAAAGUUAUGAUGAUCGAGAUGAUCAAGAGGAUCCUGAUAUGGAUGAUGAAGAGGGUAUAGAUGAAGAUAUGGAUGUUGAUGACGAUGAUGACGAUGAAGAUGAUGAUGAAGAAAUAGAAGGUGAAGAAGAAUCUAAUGAUAAUGAUAAUGAUGGUAAUGAUACUAAUGAUUCAGAUGAUGUACCUACUGAAUAUUGGGUUAUGUAG
Molecule: messenger RNA, 2697 nt
Organism: Insectozyma verbasci
Lineage: Eukaryota; Fungi; Ascomycota; Pichiomycetes; Serinales; Debaryomycetaceae
Source: the annotation of a GenBank genome assembly